UUUUAAUCGUGAUCGAGUUCAGAAUUAUUUUAUUAAAAAAACUAAAAAAGAAAAAACGUGUUUAUUAAAUAAUUUUAAAAUAAUUAAAAAAAAAUUAAAAAAAAAUAAAUUUUAUAAUAAUUUAAUAAAAAUUUUUAAAAUUAAUAAUAAUAAAACUGCUAAUAAUUACGUUUAUAGUGAAAAUUAUAAUAAAAUUAAUGAAAAUAAUAAUAAUAUUAAUAUAAUAAUAAUGAAUAUAAUUGAUAUUAAUAUUAAUGAAAAAACUGUUAAUAAUUUUAUUAAUGAAUCUGUUUCAACAAUUGAUCAAGAUCCAAAUAAUGAUACAACAAUAAAUCGUGAUGAAUUAAAUACGAUUGUUCGAAGUAUUUUAGUAGCACGUGCUAGAGAUGGUGCUACAAUACAAGAAAUCAAAGAUGACUAUUAUGAUACAAUUGGAGAAAAAUUUCCAUUAUAUGAUAACAUAACAGAUUAUUUAUUAUCAAUUCCAAAUGUUACAUGUUAUGUUAAUGAGAAUUGUUGUAGAAUAUUUUAUAUAACAUCAUCAGAGAAAAGUCAACAUAUUAUUGAUAUGGUUAAAAAUCAAAAGCCAUCACGUAAUACAAAAUCAAAUCAUCAUCACCAACAACAACAACAACAUGAAGAACACGAAGAAGAACAACCAUUACAAGAAAAUAUAAAAAUUAAGGAAACAAAAAUUAUUGAUGAACUAUCAACAAAUUAUAAUAAUAAUUUAAAUUAUUAUAAUCAAAAUUAUAUAAAAAAACAACAAACAAAAAAAUAUUUACAACAAAAUGAAUAUUUUUCAAAUAAAAAUAUAAAUAAUAAUAAUAAUAAUAUAAAUAAAAAUAGAAAUUAUUUAUUUCAAAAUAAAAAUAAUAAUAAUUUUUAUAAUAUGCAAAAAUAUAAUCAACAAUUUCAUCAAAAUCUUGAACAAUAUCCAUUUAAUUCAAUAUUAAAUUAUCAAUUUAAAAAAUAUCAACAACAGCAACAGCAACAGCAACACCAGCAGCAACAACAACAACGCCGACAAUAUAGGAGUACUCCAAUAAAUGAAAAUUAUGAAUAUAUUGAUAAUAAUAAAAUAAAAGAGAUAGCUGAUUAUAUUUUACAAAAUAAUAAUGAUGAUAACAAUUUAUGUUACUUUGAGGAUAAUUACAAAUAUUUGUAUAAUAAAUUUACUGGAUCAACGGAAACACUAUCAACAAAACCAGCUACAACAAAUAGUAUAAAUAGUUAUAAUAGUCAUCAGGAAUCCGAAUUAAUGAAAAAUUAUGAUAAUCCAUAUCGAAAUAGAAAUUAUCAAAAUGAUAAUGAUAAACAAAAUUUUGAAGAUACAGCACGUAUUUAUGAUUAUCAAUUAUUGGGUGAUGAUUUCUUUUUAACAUUGGCUAGAAUCGAACUUGGUUGCAAAUUCAAGAGAGGUAACCUUCGUAAACAAUCUGGCCAUUGUAUAUCAGGUCAAACAAUACAAGAAGCAACAUUUCGUAUAUUAAAUGAAGAAAAUUUACAUGAUAAAAUUAUUAUUAAUAUUGGAUCAGUUGAUAUAUUACAAGGUCAUCAUUUAAUUGAUAUACAACAAGAUUUCUUACAAUUAUUAUUAGCAUUCGAAAAACGUAAUAUUAUACCAAUAUUAACGACAUUAGCACCAUUAGCUAAUUCAGGACAUAAAGCUGAUAUUAAAAAAAAUUUAGAAUGUUUUAAUGAAUUUAUAAGAAAUUGUGGAUUACCAUAUAUUGAUAUAUGGACAACAAUGGUUAAUCAAUAUGGUAAUACUUAUUAUGACUGUUAUCAAAGUGGUGCCAGAUAUGUAACGGGUAGUAUACAUCCACAUGUAUUAUGGAAUAAUGUUGGACGACAACGUAUUUUUAAUAAAAUUAAAUCAGAGCUGCCAUUUUUAUAAAAAGAAAAUUAUACUAUAAAUUAGGAAAAUAGAAUUGAUCUCGUUCACGAUUUUUGAAUUUUAAUGUGUUUGUGUACAAUUUGUUUUAAGAUGUUUAGUGUUCUUUGCCUUUUCUAUACUUGCUUGUGUGAUAUCCGAUUAUAUAAUCAAUUUUUAAAAUUUAUUUAGAAAUAUAAAUAGUACAAAAGAAUAUAAUUUAAAUUUAAUUAUAAUUUUUUAACAUGAUAGUUGUAUAUAGAUUUAAAAAAAAAUGAUUUAAUUAUUUAAUUAUAUUUUUUUUUCUAUUCCAAUUUUUCUGCACUAUGAAUCUUUUUCAUUUUUAAGCCGAAAUUAAUGCAAAAAGAUUCAUUUUACAUUAAAAUUGUUUGGCUCUUUUUAAAAUUUAAGUAAAAAUUAUUUUUCUCUUUUCUUUUUUGAAUUUUAUUUUCGGCAAAAAAUUCAAAAAAAAAAAACAGGAGAAAAAUUUAAAACAAUAAUACAAAAAUUAAAUUUAGCGCUAAAUUUAAUAAAUUUUGUAUAAAAAUUUAGAAUUUUAGAAAUUGAAAAAAUUCUUCUUUUUUUUACUUAUAUUUUUGUAAAUUAAAGAAUGAAUUUUUUCAAAUAAAUUUAUUUUGAAUUAUUUUAUUUAAGUUAAUU
This is a messenger RNA of Condylostylus longicornis, 2536 nucleotides long. RefSeq names its product maternal effect protein oskar. Lineage: Eukaryota; Metazoa; Arthropoda; Insecta; Diptera; Dolichopodidae. The transcript is spliced from 5 exons. The coding region runs from base 230 to 1900 and encodes 556 amino acids. The record is from RefSeq and is a predicted model, not a curated record.